AUGUCUACUGCUGGUCAGGUUAUCAAGUGCCGUGCUGCUGUCGCGUGGGAAGCUGGCAAGCCUUUGUCCAUUGAAGAAGUCGAAGUUGCUCCUCCCAAGGCUCAUGAAGUUCGUAUCAAGAUCUUGUAUACUGGCGUUUGCCACACGGAUGCCUACACUCUUUCUGGCAGUGAUCCCGAGGGUGUAUUUCCUUCAAUCCUUGGUCACGAGGGUGGCGGUAUUGUUGAGUCUGUCGGUGAAGGUGUUACCGAAGUUGCUCCCGGCGACCACGUCAUUCCUUUGUACACUGCUGAAUGUCGCAAGUGCAAGUUCUGCUUAAGCGGCAAGACCAACCUUUGUGGCUCUGUUCGUGCUACUCAGGGCCGUGGCUUGAUGCCUGAUGAGACCACUCGUUUCACUUGCAAGGGCAAGCCUAUCUACCAUUACAUGGGUUGCUCCACUUUCUCUGAAUACACUGUGGUUGCCGAUGUCUCCGUUGUCAAGGUCGACCCUAAGCCAAGUCUUCAAAAGCUUUGUCUCUUGGGUUGUGGUAUCACCACUGGUUUUGGCGCUGCUACCAAGACUGCAAAGGUCACAGAAGGCUCUUCGGUUGCUAUCUUCGGUAUGGGUUGUGUCGGUUUGAGCGUUGCACAAGGAUGUGUCAACAAUGGUGCUAGCCGUAUCAUUGCUGUUGACGUGAACCCUGGCAAGGAAAAGGUUGCUCGCGAAUUUGGCUGUACCGAAUUUGUCAACCCCAACGACUAUGAGAAGCCUAUCCAACAGGUCCUUGUUGAUAUGACUGAUGGUGGUCUCGACUACACCUUUGAUUGCACAGGCAAUGUCAAUGUCAUGCGUGCUGCUCUUGAGGCAUGCCACAAGGGUUGGGGUGAAUCUACCAUUAUUGGUGUUGCUGCUGCUGGCCAAGAAAUCAGCACUCGUCCUUUCCAACUUGUCACAGGCCGUGUCUGGCGUGGCUCUGCAUUCGGUGGUGUUAAGGGUCGCACUGAAAUGGGAGGCCUCGUUCAAAAGUACCUUGAUGGCAAGCUCAAGGUUGACGAGUUUAUCACUCACACCUUUGAACUCAACGACAUUAACAAGGCUUUCGAUGCUAUGCACUCUGGCUCUUGCAUCCGUGCCGUUGUCGAUGUCGCUAAGCCCUAA
This is a messenger RNA of Lichtheimia ornata, 1140 nucleotides long. Its product is annotated as S-(hydroxymethyl)glutathione dehydrogenase. Bases 1 to 1140 code for a protein of 379 amino acids. Gene Ontology annotation, biological process: formaldehyde catabolic process. NCBI's taxonomy places the organism in Eukaryota, Fungi, Mucoromycota, Mucoromycetes, Mucorales, Lichtheimiaceae. The record is from RefSeq and is a predicted model, not a curated record. Gene Ontology annotation, molecular function: zinc ion binding; S-(hydroxymethyl)glutathione dehydrogenase [NAD(P)+] activity. Gene Ontology annotation, cellular component: cytosol. The transcript has 10 exons.